Molecule: messenger RNA, 3972 nt
Organism: Beauveria bassiana ARSEF 2860
Lineage: Eukaryota; Fungi; Ascomycota; Sordariomycetes; Hypocreales; Cordycipitaceae
Product: microtubule associated protein
Exons: 2
Coding region: 1-3972 (1323 amino acids)
Cellular component (GO): microtubule organizing center
Source: RefSeq, a predicted model, not a curated record
AUGGUGCAAGGCGGCUACGGUGGUGCCCUCGACACCCCGAGGUCCAACAUUGGAGAUGCCACCUACCUCAGUCGAGCGCCAGACUUUGCCGAUAUCUCACAAGAGGCCUCUUUUCACUCGCCACAGAAGGAAAGCGGCAAUAUUCUGCAGCAGCUGCGUAAUAAACGCUCCAAUGGCAACGGCGUCAGCAUCAGAACACCUCGCCGCGAUCCUCUGACGGACCGGAAUAACUUACCACCCAGCAUAGGCGGCGCCGAAUUUACACCGCUGCUCAAAUCGGCGACGAGAAACAGCGGUCGCCGCCGAGGAGGCAAGGAGAAUGGCGCUAUGAGCCUGACGCCCAACCUGAGCCGCAUCGACGAGAAUGACUUGACGCCAGUGCCACGAAUGGACGCGUCCAUUUACUCGUCAUCACGGAACCAAUCAUAUCUCGACCAUACAAUCCCGCAGAUCGACAGUAGUAGCGUUACUUCGACACCCCUUGCGAUGACUUCGAGACGUGGUGACAAGGGUCCGUUGCAGGACGGCAACCAGCUUUCGCUCCGAGAACAAGAAAACGUCAUUGACAAGAUCGAAAAGGAGAAUUUUGGGCUUAAACUCAAGAUCCAUUUUCUGGAGGAAGCCCUCCGUAAAGCCGGCCCUGGCUUCAAUGAAGCAGCUCUGAAGGAGAAUACCGAGUUGAAGGUAGACAAGGUUACCAUGCAAAGAGAGUUUCAUCGCCAUAAAAAGCUUCUCAUAACAUCGGAGCGGGAGCUGGAAGGAUGCCGACAGCAAAUACUCGAAUUGCAGAGCAGAACGUCUCACAGCCGAGAGGACAAUGGUCUCCGCGCCGAAAUGAAAACGUUGCAGCAACAACUGGAAGACAAGGAAGAAAAUGUUCGCGAACUGCAUCGUCAACUUGCUGCGGUUCAAGGCAAUCAAGAGCAGUUGGAGAGGCUGCAGGAUAGCAUCGAGGACCUGGAAGCGGCUCUUCGAGACAAGGAUCGCCAAUUGACAGAGAGAGAAGACGAAAUUGAGGACCUAAAAGACAAAGUUGAAGAGGCGGAAGUAAGGAUCAUUGAUGCAGAGAAAAGGGCCAAGGAGGCCGAGGAAAAUGACCAGGGCGAUGACGAGCUUGACGAAGCAAGAGAAACGAUUCAGGACCUAGAGCAGAACAUUUGCCGUCUAGAGGAGCAAGUCGACGAACUCAACGAGAAAAUUGAAGCAGCUGCUACUGAAAAAGACCGAGCUGAGCGAGACUUGGAGGAACUUCAAGAAGAAAUGGCCAACAAAUCUGUUGUUUCUAAGGGCCUCUCUGGACAGAUAGACGAGAGAGUCACACGACUGCAAGAUGAGCUUGACAAGGCCGGUGAAGACUACGCUACACUGGAAAAGGAAUACACAGAGGCCAACGGCGAAAUCGAUGAGCUCAAGGCCAAGGUUAAUCAGCUGGAGCAUGAGCAGGCAACCAUGCGACAAGGAAACCCGGAAAUGGAGGCCAGGAUUUUGGAGCUUGAAAUCGAGCUGCAAACCCGAAUAGACGAAAAGGAUUUGAUUCAAACGCGACACGAUACUCUGACUGCAGACUCAGCAUCGCUUCAACGAGACGUGCAGCGACUUCAAAAUGAGGUUGAGGACCUCGAAAGCAACGUAGCCAAGGAAAGAGAGUAUGCCGUUGAGAUUGAAAAAGACCUCCGCGGACAAUAUGAAGAGGAACUCGAACGCCUCAAUGACGUCAUUUCCGACUUGCAGGCUGAAAUACGCGAAAAGGAUGAUGUAUACGAUAACGACAGUGAGAAAUGGGAGACGGAGAAGCAAACUUUGGAGGCUGAGCGCAAUCGUGCGGAGGAAAAAGUUGCUGGACUUGAAAGAAUAAUCAACCGUCUGCGCGAAGCGGAAGGAUCUCUGUCCGAUAAAGGAUCCAGACUGCAGGAUGGCCUGAAGAUGGAGGAAGAGCGACAUCGCAGCGAGGAGGCACUCAUGGCAAGGCAAAUAGACGAUCUCCAAGAUGCUCUGGAAACUCGGCAGAAAAUGUUGAGUGAUCUUCGAGGCGAGCUCUCUACCGUGCGCGAUGAUUUAAGACAGGCGCAGGUCGACUAUCAGACUCAAGCAAACAAGGUGAUAUCGUUAGAGGGUCAAGUUGAAGCGCUUCGCAAUAGGCCGGCCGUCAUGACUACACCUGCUCGUCGUGAGGGCGAUGCUCUGAAGCGUGAGUGUGAGAGUCUACGCGAGCAGCUUCGAACCCUGCGCUUAAGCACUGAAGGAACUCGCGGCGCUGCUGAAGCCACUCCAGUGCGUGGCUCGCAAACGCCAACGCGUCUCAAAUGGCAGCUUACAGAUGCUACCACCAAGCUUGACAAGGUGUCCUCGGAAAAGAGGUCUCUGGAAGACAACUUGGCCUCGAUGCGGGCUGAGCUACGCAAUACUCAGACUUCGCUAGCCGAGGUCAAGGCUGAGCGUGAUGAGCUAGAUGGCCAGCUGCGCCGAGCGAAGCUCCACGAUAACGACACGCUUCGCGUGGACCAAGAACGUCUUGAUCUGCGCACUGCCAAGCUGAAGCUCGACGGCGAGGUGCGCCGCCUGCGCGACGAGAACAAGGCUCUGUCGGAACAGCGACAGUCUGUAGAGCAAUCGCUUGAAAGCGAAAUUGAAAAAGCCGCGGCUGAGGAGGAUAGGCUAAACCAGGAAAUCAUGCAGCUCCAGACCAAGCUGCGACAGGCGUCGUCUACAGAGACGGCAGACAAUUCUACGACCCGCCGUACGAUCCGUGAUUUGGAACGUCGCGUGGAAGAUUAUCAGGCACAACUAGCCUCUGCUCAGGCCCUCCUCGACGGCGACGGCAGCAGCGAGGUGUCCAUUAUCCGACGCGACCUGACGAGCGCGCGCCAAAAGGAAGUCGAGUUUCUGCAGCGCGAGGCGGCCAGCAAGGACAUCAUCAAGAGCCUGCGGCGUGAGGUGGCGGAUCUGGAAAGCAAGCUCCAUCACCACCAGGUCUCGCGCAUGGCGGGCUCGCCCAACGCCAGCCAAACGGCCAACGCGACGUACGGCGGGUCGCAGGUUGUCAUGGCCGAGGAACUUCAGCAGCAGCUCGACGACGCAGAGGACCAGCGCGUGGUGCUGGAGGAGUUUCUCGAGGAGGCGCGGCAGCAGGCCGAGGAGACGGCCGCCGAGCACGCUCAGGCCCUGCAGCGUCUGCAGCACCAACUCGACAAGGCGCUGCGCGACCGCGACGCCGCGGUCGCCGCUUCCGCAUCACCGUCCUCUAAGAACAAAGAUCGCCGCAGCAGCAGCAAAGAGGCACGGCACCUACGGCAAACGCAAGCAGAGAUUGACAACUUGGAGCACGACGUGCGGCAGCAGCAAGCGCUCAUCGAUGGCCUCGUGGCUUCAGAGGUGGCGCUCCGGCGUAAAUUAGAACGCACGCGCAGCGAGCGUGCUGCGUAUCGCGUCAGCGCGGAGAAGCUGCAGCGCGACGUGGCGGGUCUGCGACGCGGGACGGGUCUCGUCGAGGCGGAGACGGCGCUCGAGACGCUGGUGCGCGCGGCGGAUGGCGCGGCGGAGCGUCAUCGUAAAGAGCUCCGGGGUUUGGUCAUGCAGAUGGACUGGAUGCAGGCGCGCUGGGAGCGCGAGGCGGCGAAGCGCACCGAUGCAGCCUACGCCAAGAAGUUUAUCCAGCUACAACUGGACAUUUCCACCGCAUGCAACAAGGCUCAACUCCGCGAACUCGAGCACAUUCGCACCAAAAUUCUGCACUCGCGCACACCCCUACCCGCCCCAUCCUUUCUCAAGCAACGCAACAAGCCCACGCUGCGGACGUUUCUCGUGCUGGCGCGUUUCGUGGCGCGCAUGCGCCUCUCGGCGCGUAAAUGGGCUGCGCAGGAAGAGAUCCGCAGGAAGCUGGUGGCGGCGACAGAGGAGAGACGCAAGGCGAAGAGGGGGAGAGGGCUCAAGGUGGUGCGCGUGGAUGAGGGUGAGGACGGUGCUUCGGCGUAA